UUUUUUUUUUCUCUCUCACAAACCAAACCAACAGCACAACAGACUCACUCCAGCUUCCCCAAAUGGAACUCUCACUUCUCUCUGGUCACCAACUCAACCCCACUCUUCUCCACAAGAAUUUCAGCCCCCUUCCCAUUACAAGGAAGAGGUCCUUCAAGAGGAAUUCAUCUGUGUUGUUUUGUCAAUGCUCGUUCUCGUCCUCAGAUGAUUCUGCAAAACCAGCAACCCUAUCUUUACAGCGUGAGGGAAGGAGGGCAUUGAUGGGUUGUGUUCUUGUAGCAGCUGCUGGAAUUUAUGUCUGUGAUGUGGCUGGCGCUGUUAGCACGAGUAGAAGAGCUCUUAGAGGAGCAAAAAUACCUGAGAGUGACUACACAACUCUUCCCAAUGGUCUGAAGUACUAUGAUUUGAAGGUUGGGGGUGGACUUAAGGCUGUGAAGGGAUCUCGGGUUGCAGUCCACUAUGUUGCUAAGUGGAAGGGUAUCACCUUUAUGACAAGUAGACAAGGACUUGGUGUUGGAGGUGGAACGCCUUAUGGAUUUGAUGUAGGUCAAUCUGAGAGGGGAUCCGUUCUCAAAGGAUUAGACCUAGGUGUUGAAGGCAUGAAAGUAGGAGGCCAGCGAUUACUAAUUGUUCCUCCUGAGCUAGCAUAUGGAAGUAAAGGAGUCCAGGAAAUCCCUCCAAAUGCAACAAUUGAGUUGGAUGUUGAGCUUCUGGCCAUCAAACAAAGCCCAUUUGGGACUGGUGUAAAAAUUAUUGAAGGAUAAUGUGAUAAUGUUCUGCUGCUUGUCAUGUUGGUCCGUUACCCUGGAUGAACUGAAGACUAGAUGGCAGCAGCCCCUGGCAGAAGUGGUUGACACAUUGUUUUACCCUUUACCACGGACCAUGAACCUACAAUUUAUUUGUCCCUGACUAGGAAAAAUGUGAUUGUCUAAAUCAACACGAAUUUUAUUUCAAAUACUGGUCAUGAUUUUGCAGGUUUUAAGAUGUUUUAUGAUGAUGUUUAUUCUGUUC
This is a messenger RNA of Vitis riparia (riverbank grape), 1011 nucleotides long. RefSeq names its product peptidyl-prolyl cis-trans isomerase FKBP16-4, chloroplastic. Gene Ontology annotation, molecular function: peptidyl-prolyl cis-trans isomerase activity. NCBI's taxonomy places the organism in Eukaryota, Viridiplantae, Streptophyta, Magnoliopsida, Vitales, Vitaceae. The coding region runs from base 63 to 764 and encodes 233 amino acids. The transcript has 10 exons. The record is from RefSeq and is a predicted model, not a curated record.